AUGGAGUCCUUCAAGGCCCUUCUAGCGGGCGACACCGAUGAAGAGAAUCAGCCGGACAUCGUGCAGCUGAGUGGCCUGGUUCCACCGUUGCAAAUCGACACAGCUCAAUGCACUAUGGUCAUCAUCAUGCCCCGAAACAAGACUGCCGGCGGUGCAGUGGACCACAAGGAGGUGGUGAACGACCCUUUGAGCAAAGCCAAACGUAUCUUUGACAUUCUCAGCAAUGAUGAAAGUUGCAAGACCUUGCAAAAGCUAGAGCACAUCAAGUCGGACACGCCCAUGAGCAUGGCAGACUACCAGGCGGACAUUCGCAAGCGGCUGCUCGAAGUUCUCGAGUCCUCUGGUCUCCAGGUCCAGCAUUUUCCCAGUCUUGACGAGGACGAGACGUUCCUGAAGCUUUAUUUGCCCCUCGAUGGCCCCGAGAUUGGCAUUAUGGCAGAGCGCUUGGAGUACGACAUGCCUCUGAAGGAAACCUGCUACGAGAAGAUCGAGAAGCGCGGCCCAUACCAAGGUCACACGCCCAUGCAGAACGAUGACGCGCGCACCGUCCUGGCGAGAACACGCUUCCAUGUCGCAGAGAAGGACAAGUUUGCUCCCUUUCGCAGCAUCGAUGCUAUUCGGCUUUUGGAGUUUUGGCUUGAUCAAUGGGUGAGCCUGGACGAGAUGGUGCAGCAGGGAGUUAUCACGUGCUAUUUUCCCUGCCCCAGUCCCGCGAAGAUUCAGGAAAUCCACAAUGAAACUCUCACUUACAAGAACUGGCUUAGCCCAUCCUUUGGCAACGCGAGCAUCGUGAUUCGACCCUACUUCGGUGAAGCAAUUGCCUUCUACUUCAAGUUCGUGGCGCACCUGGCGCAGUCCAUGUUGGUUCCUGGCUUUGCCGGCGUCGUUUUCUUCAUCCUGAGAAUGGCUGGGGUGAUCCAACAAAGAGAAGUUGGAUCGGUCAGGACAGGAUUCUGUCUGCUCUUCUCUAUUUGGGCCGCAACCCUCCUCCAACUCUUCGCAAGGCACACUUCCCGGACCAAGCAAUACUGGGGUGUGGCGGAGCAGGAGACUUUUCAGCAGAUAAACAAAGACUGGGACCCCGAGAGAACCGGUGAGAGAGCCAAAAUGGUGGUCAACUUCGCCACGGUGGCAUACGUUGCAGCGUACGUGGGUGGAAUCACCGCACUCCUGACCUGGCAGUACAACCUUCCGACCGACUCAUGGCUCGCCAGCGUCUCCUCGCUGUUGCUGACCUUGGUUAUCAAGGGCGGGAAUUUCUUGUGGUCCGUCUUGGCACCGAAGCUCGUCAAGAUUGAAAACCAUCGGACCGAAGCCGACGAGGAGGAGAAGCUUUCGGCGCUGCUUGCUGGAGUCAAGCUCUUUGUUGCCAAUUUCCCGUUCUUCUCGCAUUGCUUCUUGACCAACGCAUUGCAGGCCGAGUGUGGGGCAACCUUCGAGGAAGCCGCCUCAAUCGCUUUCCCGGGUUUCAACAAAGCCUUACUGAGCAAUGAGACGCUUCACGCUUUGCACGGCUUUGCCUGGAAGAGGAAUCACAGGGUCUGCAUCGGUGGCUGUGUCCCCUCUGACUACACCACGGCGCACCUCUACAGUGAGACCAACUGCGAUGCUGAUGUGAUAUCCAACCUGACCACCUUCUUUAUUUUCGCUAUUAUCACCGAAAUCGCCCUUUUGAUCUUGCCGAUCAUUCUGUCAUACCUAGAAAUUGCCAAGGAGUAUGCGAAGAUGACGCAGAAGGACUCCGACAGCGAAGAUGGUCAGGAUGCGAAGCCAUACAGCUUCCUGCAGUGGGAGGCUAAGAAGUUCCCUUAUGAGUUUGGCUCUUGGGGCGGGGACAAGGUCAACGAUUUCCUUGACAUGUCGAUCAACUACUCCGUCGUAGCAUGCUGGGGCGUGAUUUAUCCCCCCAUGGCCGCCAUUGCGGCUAUCGCUUUGUUUAUCCUCCUGCGGCUACGCGUCUACCGGAGUCUGUAUGUCACCCGGAGGCCCUUGCCCAGGGCCAGUGCCGGCCUAGGAAUUUGGAGGACCAUUUUCCAGUGCAUCAACAUCACGGCAGUCGCCUGCAAUGUCGGCUUGGCUGCUCUGUUCUUUUAUCCAAUGCGUACGAGGCCGUUUGGCAUCCAGCUGAUGUUCUUCUUGAUUUUCGAGCAUGCGAUCCUCAUGCUUCAGGCCACAGUGAAGUUCCUCAUUUCGGACUCCCCUGUGGAUGUCACCAACAUCGGACACUACAACGAGUAUGUUAAGAAGACGAUGAAGAAGAAGAUGGGGAAUGACAUCUAUCCUGCGCAAACUUCUUUGCGUCAUGUCGAUGUAUCACUUAACCCGGACAACAUCGAAAGUGAGGUGGAGAGCGACUCCUCCUGA
Symbiodinium sp. CCMP2456 is the source of this 2364-nucleotide messenger RNA. The record is from the annotation of a GenBank genome assembly. NCBI's taxonomy places the organism in Eukaryota, Dinophyceae, Suessiales, Symbiodiniaceae.